UUGUGAAAUGGGCAGGGCGAAUGCUUGGUGCUGAACAGAAAUCUGUUCCUUGGCUGUGAAUGGGGCGACGACUGGAACGAUUUCUUUAGCCCAGCCGCAGAACGAAUUUGCCUGGCUGGGUCCCUUUAACACAGGAAUUCCAGGCAACCUUGUGAAGAGCCCUUCCCACUCCCCCAGCCCUCUCUGGUCAGCUGAUUGCAGGCAGGGCACAUGGAGAAUGAUUCACCAGCACUCUAGCCCCCUCCUGGUGCCUCUUAUCAAACGCCUUUCUGCAGACCUUUGAGACUGACAUCAGCCCAGCUCCCCACACCUGGUUCCAAGCCCGCUCAGAGCUGGUGGAAAAUGUUCUCCUUUGAGUUCUUGGCCUCCUGGCUCCCUGGCUUCCCCAGCUUGGCCUGGGGUUCCACCCUGCUGGACUCUAUCUUGCAAGGGCUAAUAGGAGCUUGUGCCGUGUCUGUGCUCUGCAGCCUGGUGAAGAUUUAUCUCUACAUCCAGUGUCUGAACAGCCAGUUGUACCUGUUGUGCCAGUACUCCCUGGGGUGCGGCAUCUCCUGCAGCCUCAGCUACCUCCUGGAGGGCGCUCCCCACCGCAGCUACAACCUGCUUCUCAGCCUGGGCCUGGCCGGCCUGAUCACCUGCUACGUCUGGAGGCUGGCCCGGCACGUCUGCACCAUGUACGAGCUCCACAGCAAGGAGCGCUACUGCGGGGUCUGCAUCUUCCUGCUGACCGCCUGGCACGGCAUCCCCGCCCUGCUCUGCAACGCCCUCAAGAUCACCUUCGUGGUGGCUGACCUGGCCGCUGUCGCGCUGAUCAACAGGGAUUUCCUCACCACCUCGGAGGCCAUUCGCUUCUGGACGCCGCUCACCAUCUGCUACACCCUGCUGGUCAUCUACAUGCAAGAGGAGCAGAGGCAUAACCCCAGCGAGCAGAUGGUCUAUCAGACGGUGUUUGUGAGGAUGGGAGGUUUGCUCAUCCUCCUCAUGACGGUGGGCCGGUGGAUGGACAUCAUGAACAUCUUCAUCUCGCUGGUGGGUGAGAUUUGGUGCCUGGUUCGGGCAGGAAUCAUGCUGGACAUCUGCCGGGCGCAGGAUUUUUCUCAAAGGUUCCCAGAAUCCGGUUCCAGGCAGCCCCAGCCUAGGCCUGAGGCCCAUGGCAGAAAAUACAGCUCCGUGACCAGGUCCUCAAGUGGAGCGGCCGGAGCCGAGAGGUGAGGAGGGGGCUGCCAUGCUCCAGCGAUGGCGAGACCGGCAAAGCCCCGGCGACCGGGACUGAAAUGUGACAUUUUAAGCUCCAGGCCGUGCCCACUGAAGUGGCUUAAUUCACAUGCUGUACGUGCUCCAGUAGCAAACCAGACUCGGGGGCGAUCUGCUGAGGACGUUCUCAAAUGGACAGUUGUUUGCACAGUCCCAGGUUAACUACCGAGAUGACUCUUUGCUCCCCUCAACCCCCCACCCCCAACACCCUGCGGUUGGUCGAAUUGCACUGGUCCCUGGAAAUGGGGAGGCCCCCAUCGCCCUCCGGGCUGCAUCGCAUACUGGAGAAUGGGAAACCAUUUCCCCCCCCCC
Messenger RNA from Trachemys scripta elegans, 1566 nucleotides. RefSeq names its product transmembrane protein 82 (gene TMEM82). Lineage: Eukaryota; Metazoa; Chordata; Testudines; Emydidae. The record is from RefSeq and is a predicted model, not a curated record.